ACCUACAAGUAUAAAUAUGCAACAAUCACUAAACCAAAAAGCAUUGCAACAUAAAUUGGAACACAACAAAAAACUUUUAUCAAAGCACAUACAAAAAAGUUUGAAACUAUUAACAAAUUCUGCAUGUAUUGGGGUGGAGUUAUGGCUGGCCAAAUUGGUCAUGGUAUGAUGGAGGAAGAUGUAUGGAGAAAAGGACCCUGGACUGCUGAAGAAGAUAGGUUGCUUAUUGAGUAUGUUAGGCUGCAUGGUGAAGGUAGAUGGAACUCUGUUGCUAGACUUACAGGAUUGAAAAGGAAUGGAAAGAGUUGCAGAUUGAGAUGGGUGAAUUAUCUUAGGCCUGAUCUCAAAAGGGGUCAAAUAACACCUCAAGAAGAGAACAUAAUUCUAGAGCUUCAUGCUAGGUGGGGAAACAGAUGGUCAACAAUUGCAAGAAGCUUACCAGGAAGAACAGAUAAUGAAAUAAAAAAUUACUGGAGGACUCAUUUCAAGAAAAAGGCAAAAAGACCAUCUGAUGCUGCCGAAAAGGCGAAAAACCGAAUCAUGAGGAAGCAGUUAUUUCAUCAUCAACAACAACUGUUAAAUCAGCAGCAGCAGCAACAACUUCAAUUCAACUUGGACAUUUCCAAGUUUGAAGAAAAUAAUAAUAGAUUUCCUUAUAUAUCUCAAACUAGACAAGAAAUGUUGAACAACAUUUGUCCAAACACAACAGAAGAACAGGGAAACUUUAUGCUCAAUGGAAAUUAUUCUGUGCCAGAUUCUUCAACAGAUGAAAAUUUGUGGGAUGGUAUGUGGAAUUUGGAUGAUGUUCAAGGAAAUUUCAGUAACAAAACUGGUUUAUAUAAUUUAGUUGCUCCUUAUUGCUAGUCUUAUUUUGGUUGAGGAAAUUUAUAAUUAAGUACUUUUAGUUUUAGUUUAAGUUAUAGUUUUGAUAUAAGGCUCCAAAAACCAUGAGCUUUGGAUUUGUAGCAUAAGGUGUGUAGUUGAGUUAGUUGUCAAUAAAGUGUCUCAGUUUUGCUUCUAAAACU
Molecule: messenger RNA, 1025 nt
Organism: Vicia villosa (hairy vetch)
Lineage: Eukaryota; Viridiplantae; Streptophyta; Magnoliopsida; Fabales; Fabaceae
Product: MYB-like transcription factor EOBI
Exons: 3
Coding region: 124-864 (246 amino acids)
Biological process (GO): regulation of DNA-templated transcription
Cellular component (GO): nucleus
Molecular function (GO): sequence-specific DNA binding; DNA-binding transcription factor activity
Source: RefSeq, a predicted model, not a curated record